Messenger RNA from Asterias rubens (European starfish), 6858 nucleotides. RefSeq lists its product as uncharacterized. The transcript has 6 exons. Gene Ontology annotation, cellular component: cytoplasm. The record is from RefSeq and is a predicted model, not a curated record. Lineage: Eukaryota; Metazoa; Echinodermata; Asteroidea; Forcipulatida; Asteriidae. Bases 254 to 5422 code for a protein of 1722 amino acids.
ACCAGACAUAAAAACCGUCAGUACUCAGCAGUUAUCUGUGUAUAUUUUAGCCUAUUUAUCACCUAAUAAGAAGAAGAAUUGCAGACAUUUGGUAGAAAUAUUCAAUGAAAGAAGACGAGAUAGGCACCUGAAGAUUCUGGAAUUGUAUUUUGACAUCGGCGGUUAAAAUGUCUAUCCAAUCACAAUACUGCACUGGAGAACAUAAUGUGUCUAGAAAGACUUGGCACUGAAAACCCUGGGACUGCGAGACAAAAUGAGCAAUCAAGAAGAUGACGAGUGGGUGCCACAUCGAAGAAAGGGUCCACAAAAAGGUGCACCUUUACUGUCACUAGAAAGCAGUGCAAUUUCAGAUGAUGGAUCCAUCCUUGGAGGGAGAUCUAGUAGUGAUGUUUACCAAUCAGGUAGGCAACGAACCAAUAUAUUGAGCGAAACGUUUCUUCAAAGAGUGACAAAAAAUAUUCAUGUCAAGGAUUGGAAACCAAUCUUCCGGGAUCUUGUCAGCCCCUUCAUUAACAAUGUAGAGGUUCUCAUCGGUGAGAUUGAGAAGGAUAAUCAGAAUGACAGCAGAGAGCAGAAGUAUCAGGCACUGGUGAAGUGGAAGGGCAUCAUGCCUGGAGAUGAUGAGGCUAAAUACCAAGCUCUGGAGGCAAUCCUUAAGACACAUCACUGCUGGAAGGACAGCGAUCAAGAGGUGGAGAGUGUGAAUACUGGUGGAGCUACAAAGAAGAAACCAAAACAAAAAGACACUGGAGCAAGGCCAAAAGUACGUCCAAAAGUUAAGCAUGGAGUUGAUAAUGAGGGAAUUCUCACUAUUGAACUGGAAGGGAGUACAGAACCAUUGCUUCAAGUAAAACUAAAGGAUGUCUUGGAAAUUGAUGAAGUUGUAGUUGCAGAUGUCCUGUUGAUUUCCGUCAUUACCCCAAGCUUUGCCAACAUCAAUGUUCAGAUGAAGUUAACAGAGUUGGAAGAACGCUUUUAUGACAAAUACGGCACCAAAGGACUACAAUUUGAGAACAUUGGUAUUGGAACUAUAGAGAUGUAUGUAAGAGAUAGAAGUAGAUGCACGAAGUUGAUAACAAUGGACAAAGAGAAUUUCAUUCAAGUAGUUAAUGACGAUAAGAGCAAGCUUCGUGUUUUAUCACUAGUUGGGGAUAAUUAUGAAAGCGACAACUUGGGUAAGUAUGGAAAACCAUCUGAGCAGUCAUUACACACAACCGAACUGUGUGAAUGGCAUCCAGCCAGAAGUAAAAUAUCAACUAAACAGAUAGUACACAAAUCUGUGAGUGAAACGCCCACAACCGACAAGUUGUAUUGUCAAAUGCCAGAUGCCAAACAAUUUGCUAAACUUAUUGCAAAGAGUGGCGAUACCUCUGUAAAAUUUAGGACCGAGAAAGAGUAUUCUGGAGAAUCUGGUUCAAUUACUUUCACAAAGGAUGUUGUUGCCUGGUGGAAUACACCAAGAAAUGGUGAUGUGUUCUUAAUCAUCGGUGUGAAAGGAUACUCGUCUCCACCGCAUGAUUUAAUUGGGUUACAGAAUCGCAGAAUUAAUGCAGACUAUCAAGCAAUGUUUAAAAGAUGCUUCUCACACACACCCACAUUUGUUUAUUCAGAGGUGGAGUAUUCAGACAAGGUAUUUGGUGUUGUUGGUAUUCCAAACAGUAAAGGGUCGGGUAAAGUUUGCUGGGCAACUGAAACGAAAGGGGAUGAGUGGACUCAAAAUAACAUUUUGUUUUGCGAUGGAGGUACAAUAAUGCCUGCAAAUCAAAAGCAACAAGAUCAGAUAUACAAAUGGUUUCACUCAACACCAGACAAAACAUCAUCACACAGGAGUUCCAGGAAAGGGGAGGACGAAGCAUGGGAAGAAUUCUUGCAGAAAUUAGACCUUGAGAACCAACCAAGGCGUAGUUACUGUUUACUGGUGAGUAAGUGUUCCAACGAGACAAGGAACUUGCAAGCUUUGGCUAAGUUUUCCUGGCUGCAAGUAUGGGAUUUUGAUCCAGAUAGUAGAGAAAGUGGUUUUCUGGCAGUAUGUGAAGCUGACCUCCAGGAGCGGUUAGCUGUCAGGACCUGGAAUGAUGCCCCACAAGAUUCUCUGUCUGAGUCCUUCCUUGAAUGGCUAUUUGUGAGAGGUCUAACAAAGCGGGAAGACAGUCUAGUUCCAAGCAGUGUUAGAGAGUGGGUUUUAAGAGUAGGCAAGCAUCUUGACAAUUACUGUGACUUGCUGAGCACGCAUUGUGAAGGUAAACCACUGACCAUCGUUGUUGUGUGGUAUGGGAGCAAAGAUAUCCUCCGUCAUCUGAAGCGUACACUGCUAAAGCUUGAUGAACACAUAACCAGUGGUAUCACCUACAUUAUAUGCAUGCAACAGACUCCAGCUGAUGAUUAUGGCCGCAAUUUGAUGACGGAACUUUGCGAUGAGCUGGAAAUUACCAAGGUGAUUGAGAUAUCUCUUGAUAGAUUGUGUUUUGGAAUGUUGAGUAUUGUUGAUGAUCAACCUCAUGCAGAUAUUGUGCGUCAUCUACCAGGUAGUGUUGGAAGUAUCAGUAACCGUGAUUCAAGGUGGCUUCACGAAGAGCUUGAGGUGUUGUACAAAAGUGACGAGCUCUUAAAACAAGAAAAUGUCACACCCGGUGAGGUAUUUUUAAGAGGCGGAACUCUGAUCUGGCAGGAAAUGCAUAUUGGCAUCUUUGAUGCUAAGCGGAACCUUUUGAAGGAACUGGCUGCAUUCCUGCAGUGCCGUCUUCACAGAGGUUCUUCUUGUAUUGUCACACUCUACCAUGAGCCAGGAGCAGGUGGGACAACAUUGAGUCGUAGAAUACUGUGGGAUUUUCAUGACCAGUUUCCGUGUGUGUGUACACUUGCUGAUGUUCUUGACCCAAGCAAAAUAUUCCAAAGGCUAGAGUCCUUAUACUGUCAAACCAAAACACCGAUUCUGCUUGUUGUGGAUGGGCAAGAAUCCAGAUUACUCCAAGAAUUGUUUGAGAUGAGUCAAGGUAAGAUCCACAUUGUCAUUCUAAAUGUGCAACGUUAUACCAAGGCCAUUGGAAAUCAAACUCAUGCAAAAGAUAAGUUUUGGCUCAAAGGAGAGGUUGACAGUUGCGAAGCUCAACGCUUCAAUGCAGUCUUUUCCCAGAUUACAAAAGGGAAAGUCAAGUUGCAACUGCAGAAACUGGUGAGGGAAGUGGACGAAAAAACGCAAAAACACUUUGUGUAUGAGUUUGGGUUGGCCGCCUACAAUGAGAAUUACAAAGGUCUCAGACCUUAUGUGAGAGGAUUCUUGGCUCUACAAAGAAAUGAGGCCUUAAACGACUGGCAAACAGCAGUAGGUUACUUGGCUCUGGCUUUCUUUUAUGGGCACAAAUGCAUCCCCUGUCAAUUUUUUUCACUCCUUUUUGAUAAAAAGGAUACUGAAAUCGUGUCUGCCUGUGAUGUCUUGACUCACAGUGGCAAUCAGUUUGUGCUGGAAGACACACGCAAGUGCACCUGGAGAAUAACCCACCAUGCUGUGGCCAAGGAAAUACUAGAGCAAAUACUCACACAAGGCAGUCCCAGUAAUGGAGAGGGUAAUGAUCUGAGCAAUCAGGCAAGAAGAAAUUUGAGGGAGUUUGCCAAAGACUUCUUAACAUAUGCAAGCAAGAGGCUAAAAUACUCCAAACCUGACCCCUCUUCGUAUUUCAUGCGUACAUUGAGAGCUAUCUUCAUCCACCGUGACUACAAAGAGGUAGGACAAGAUCAGUACAAACGAGAACUUCUGUCGAGGCUGAUGUGUGACAUCCAAGAUACUUCUGGACAGAAGAAGUUAGAUCUCAUGGAACACCUUGUUGAGUGUUUUCCUACAGAUCCAACCUUUGUUUCUCACUUAGGAAGAGCAUGCAAUAUCUACACCCAUGAUUUUGAGAAAUCUCUCGCACACUUGACCAAGGCAAAAGAACUUCGACAGUUGGAAAUAAAGGCUUGUGCUGAGAAAUACAGUGACACAAAAAAUCAAGGUCAGAGUAUGCAAGAUGCAAUUCUUUGCACAAUUUAUCACAACCUUGGUAACGUCCACCAUGAUAAAAUAAAAUCACUCAUUGGUGGUGGGAAACUUAAGGACAGGAAGCAUUACAUUGGCAAGCCCGAUCAGCAAGACUCUUUUCGAGAGGUAUGUAAGUAUGCAAGCUCAGCUAUCCACAACUUCAGUACCUGUAGACAGCAUCUGACAAAAGGUAUGGAUGAAAGUUAUGGCUAUAUUGGAGAAAUCAAAGUUCGUUUGCAUAUUGCCGACUAUGUAGCAACGCGCUACGAGCAAGGUGGGUACUACGGAUUUCUUACCUCAGAGAACAACAGUGCUGAAGCUAAGGAAUUGGUUGAAAGUUGUUUCUCCAAAGUAAAUGUACUGCUAAGACAGUACCAAGAUUUAAUGAAAACAACUCGGCAGCCUGAAACUGAUGAACUUGACUCUUGCCUGAAUUGGUUUUCGGCAAUAUUUGAUGAUCCAGGUACAGCUUUGAAGUAUUGGAAAGGAAGAGAAGACGUGGACAGCUGUAGAGACAUGAUAGCCAUCUACACAUUGAAACACAAAGGUAAACGAUCAGCUCGCACAACAACUCAUAUUUUGAACAACAUCACAUCAGGGGAUGAUGUUGAGAAAAUAGUUGAGCUCUAUGAGAAAAUCUUCAAGGAUGCUUAUAGGAGAAGUAUUUCCAUUGAUGUUAGUGCUGAAGUAAGCGAUUGGAUUGUUGCCAUUCGGAACCCGAGUCUUCAAUCCACCGUCUACUCGAUGUCUGAUAAAGUACUACCACAAGUUAAACAUUGCCACAACCUGACGCCACAGUCCAUUAUGACAUUGUACUACCUGUAUGUUGUCAACACAACUCUAGCUCUUCUGACUCAGAAAAAGAUGUACCUAUCAGAGUCAAAAAGCCUUCUGGGGAAAAUGGAGGAAAAGAAAACCACUGUAAAUCGUAUUCAGAGGAAGUUUGCCUGGGAAUGGCUGAAAACAAACAAGGAGAAAAGCAUCCAUUGCUUGGUCCACAGGAGCUGUCUAGGUUCAUGGAAUUCUGAGAAACGCUUCUGGCAAGAUGAAAGUGCACAUGCCAAAUUGCAAGUCUGCACAGGCGUAAUCAAAUCAUGUGAAAUGCCAUUUCAUGGACAAAUUGCCAUCACCACUGGUGGCCUGCACCAGGCUGUUACCACAAGUUCGCUGAUUGCUGUGUACGUACCCAAACAUUAUGGCCUAUUUGGGAAGAAUUACCUAAACAGAGAGGUAGAGUUCUUCAUUGGAUUCAACAUUGAGCAUGGUAUUGAAGCAUUUAAUGUUUGUGAACUCAAGAAAGGCCAUUGUGACCACUGUAAAAUUACAGUCACUGUGUCCAGGCUGGAGCAACGUGUGCGUAAAUUAUGUCACAAGUGUCACCGUCUUCUUGAAAUUUAUUCAACUUGAGGUGUAGAAUGUGCCAUUCAAACGUCUUCUAGCAAGUAUGAUGAUUCCUGACACUGACAGUGUCUAUUGGUUAAAAUAAAGUUUUGAAUCUACUUCUCUUCAGAAUGAUUGUUGAGCCUUGAAAUACAGAUUUUAUAGUGACAGAAGUUUCAAACUAUUUUAUUAUAAACAAUUUCCAUUCCAAGAAACAUUAAGCAUAUAAACAUAUACACUUACAGAUGAGGCAGUUGCUUGUUGACAGAAAUGAUCGAUUUUUUAGAAGUAAUAAGGAGCAUGGGUUAUCCUAUAUUCAACCUGAAAGCUCACAUAAUAAAUGGCUUAAUUCAUUCUUGUACCAGGACUAUCUCCAGUGAAAUACCUUUGUCUGAAUAUCAUGUAAGUUUGAUCGCCACAAUCGAAAUUAAGUGUGAAUUGGUAAUGUGCAGAACAUUCCUGAGACCAUAAACCAUGUUUAUUGUUUGUUGUUUUGCACUAAAAUGGUUCAACGUGGAACACACAUUAUUAUGGCAUGUACCCAGGAUGGCAGAUGAUGUGAAUCUGUUCGUAUAUACAUCACAACACCCCAAGCCCUUCAUUCUAUGCACAAGUCUGAAAUGCCAAGUGUAAAACUACAUCCAUACUAGUUUCCCAGCAAUUUGAACAAUAUUUACAAUUUGUCCAGCAUUCUCUUGAGUACUCUUUUAACCAAGAAGAUUUAACCAGCUGAUGCAAACUGCUUACCACCCAAAAAGACCCCAUUGUUUAGAUGGUAGUUGUUAGUGGUCUGACAUUUCGACCCUAGCAGUCUUCUUGAAGGCCUUCAAGUAAGACUCCACAAGGGUCGAACCAUCGGACCAGAACAAGCUACACAGGAGCCAUUUUCCCAAUUGAUGUACACAAACACAAGAAAUUUAACCCGAAACUUUUUCUGGGCAGUAGUGAAACACCACGAGAAAAAGAUUUAAUAAAUCAAUAAAUGAAAAAAUACUUUCAUACAUUUUCCCUUUGAUAUCAUUGUCAUUCCAUAGUAAAUAAUGCGAAAUCCUCUGUAUUGUUUUUGUAUUUUAUAUUGUGUGUAUUUUAUGUCGAAAAGUACUUUCAGACAGAUUAAUGUUGAUAUUAAAUUACUUGGUUAGUAUUUACUAGUGUUACUCAUUUAUCUAAGAUUUAUCUUAGAUUUGAUAAGUUUCUGUUCAUUGAGCUAUUAUUACAUUUUGGAGCAGUGUUUUCAUCAGAUCUAUACUUUUGUAUGUAUAAUUAUAGUCAGAAUGCAACAAGACACAACAAAUCAUUUGUUAAUUAGAGUGGGAAUGAUGGUGUUUUUUUUUAAAAAUCGGUAACCAAUCAAAAGAACUCGUGAAAGUACUAAAAACUGUUUUAUCACCUUAAAGGGAAGGUACACGUUUGGUCAUUACUCAAAACAAAUGUUAACUUAAAAACUGACUUGGUAACAAGCA